UACACUUCAUGUGGAAAGACCGAACGACAGAGGAGCUCGGCGAGGAUCUAAUCUUGUUUCCUGGCGAUGCUAAAUUGGAAAAGUCACGCAAAGUAGCUGGGGACAGGACCUAUGUCCUUGCAUUAGAGAGCUCUGACCAAAGGCAUUUCACUCGUCAACGUGCCGCGAUGAAGAAUUUGUGAAGGAUUUGAACAGAACCCUCGCUGAUCCCAACAUCAUCGCUAUCGGUGACCGGCUCCGCAAGCGAAGACG
Suillus clintonianus is the source of this 252-nucleotide messenger RNA. RefSeq lists its product as uncharacterized. The transcript has 2 exons. The record is from RefSeq and is a predicted model, not a curated record. Lineage: Eukaryota; Fungi; Basidiomycota; Agaricomycetes; Boletales; Suillaceae. The coding region runs from base 9 to 182 and encodes 57 amino acids.